Molecule: messenger RNA, 156 nt
Organism: Perkinsus marinus ATCC 50983
Lineage: Eukaryota; Perkinsozoa; Perkinsida; Perkinsidae
Exons: 1
Source: RefSeq, a predicted model, not a curated record
AACAAGUUCUCCCGAGGUACCAGAUGUGAUGAGAUAGUGCGAAAGAACUCGCCUAACAACAAUGCUAUUCCAUUGGUGAAGGAGUAUGAGAGCCACGCGGCAAAGGAAUUGCAGCACAAGCGGUCGAAAGAGGACGAGCGUGAGGAAUCGAAGUAG